AUGAACCAGAGCACAAGAAUAUGGUCACCCCAUGGUCACAAAAUCACAGAUCUGACCAUCAUUCUGGUCGGCAAGGAGAAUGAGAAGGCCUUCAAAUGUAUCAAGGAGUCGAUAUUCUUGGAUGCGAGCGGCGGCUGUGAGGCAACGAUCAAGCUCAAGUCGAACGUCCAAGCCCACUGGCGGGGCCACACUCAAUGUGGCAUCCACGGUCCACGCGGACUACCUAGUGAGGUCGCCGACGCUUGGCUUCGCAAGAUGCACGACAAGGGCGAGACAGAAGCUAGUGUCUACGCGAAUGAUGCGCCCCACUCGAUGGCCCGCCACGUCGCAAGCAUGUUGCGAGGCGUAUCUGUGCUUGAGGCUCUGAGCGCAUUCCACAGAAUUGAGCGGGAGGCAUUCCAGCGUGCGGGAUGA
Messenger RNA from Cercospora beticola, 414 nucleotides. RefSeq lists its product as uncharacterized. The record is from RefSeq and is a predicted model, not a curated record. NCBI's taxonomy places the organism in Eukaryota, Fungi, Ascomycota, Dothideomycetes, Mycosphaerellales, Mycosphaerellaceae.